AUGGUUUACAGGCUCAAUGAAGAUACACAUCAAUGGGAGCAUGUCCGUGACAUUGGUGAUUUCGCCUUCUUCUUGGGUUUUAAUGCUUCUACAUGUCGCUCGACUAAAGAUUAUCCGGGAUUUAAAUCGAAUUGCAUCUACUUUACAGAUGAUCAUUCAAGUGCACACAGAAGACGGAGGUUUGGAGGUCAUGAUAUGGGCAUUUACAAUCUUAGCAACGGUUCUGUUGAAUCCAUUCUCUCUUCUAACUUAUACAAACAUACUUUGAUUUGGCCUCCACCCGUAUGGAUUUUACCUUAA
This is a messenger RNA of Linum tenue, 300 nucleotides long. The record is from the annotation of a GenBank genome assembly. Lineage: Eukaryota; Viridiplantae; Streptophyta; Magnoliopsida; Malpighiales; Linaceae.